Molecule: messenger RNA, 2256 nt
Organism: Candidozyma auris
Lineage: Eukaryota; Fungi; Ascomycota; Pichiomycetes; Serinales; Metschnikowiaceae
Product: peptide alpha-N-acetyltransferase complex A subunit NAT1
Exons: 1
Coding region: 1-2256 (751 amino acids)
Biological process (GO): N-terminal peptidyl-methionine acetylation
Cellular component (GO): NatA complex; cytoplasm
Molecular function (GO): protein binding; protein-N-terminal amino-acid acetyltransferase activity
Source: RefSeq, a predicted model, not a curated record
AUGGUUCUCAGAAAACCGAUCUUCGCCAAUAAAGAAGACGCCAACGCCCGCGAGGCGUUGAAGCUCUACGAGGGGAAACAGUACAAGAAAGCGCUCAAGCUUAUCGACCAGAACCUCAAAAAGAACUCGAGCCAUGCUGAGUCUUUGGCGAUCAAAGGUUGUUGCAAUUUUCAGUUGGGCCAUAAAAGUGAUGCUGAGCACUACAUAGUUAAGGCCACAGCAAAAGAUUCAAACAAUUACUUGGUCGACCAUCUUGCUGGUAUUUAUUAUAGAAGCGUUGACAAUUACCAAGAGGCUGCAAAAUGGUUCAAAGCGGCGGUCGACAACGGGCUGCCCAACACGUUGCUCUUGAGAGACUUGUCGCUAUUGCAGUCACAAGUGAGAGACUACAAAAACUUGAGAGACUCGAGACAAGCGUUUUUGGAAUCGCAACCGGGCUACAGAGCAAACUGGACCGCUGUAGCUGUGGCGCACCACCUAAAUAAGGAUUACGACGCUAGUGUGAAUACUUUGGCUAAGAUCGAGGAUAUCAUCAAGGAGCACUUGCAAGAGCAGGAUCGUUACGAGCAAAGCGAGUGUGUGCUUUACAAGAAUAGCAUCAUUGCCGAGGCAGGUAACUACGCAAGAGCGUUGGAAGAUUUGGAGAAAGAUGUUAGCGAAAUCAGAGAUAUGACCUCAUUCAUGGAGUACAAGGCGAAGUACCUCUUGUUGCUAGGCAAGAAGAAAGAAGCUUCCAUGGUGUACCGUCAGUUGUUGCAACGGAACCCAGACAACGUGGGUUACUUCAAUCUUUUAGAAACCUGCUUGGACACUGCUUCAGGGCCCGUGGAAACCAGAUUGGCUCUCUACGAUAAGUUGGCCUCUUUCUAUCCACGCUCUGAUCCUGCUGUAUUUUUGCCAUUGGGGUUCUUGCCAGCUUCCCACCCAGAGUUCCAGAAGAGAGCAUCUCUGUAUAUUUUGGGACAAUUGAAGCGUGGUGUUCCUGCAACAUUUGUCAAUGUGAAACCGCUUUACAAGAAUAAAAGAAAGAUUGUGGUGAUUGAGAAAAUCGUCAAGGACUUCUUCGCCAACGAAGUGCCUGGAUUUAACCCUACAGUGUUUGUUUGGGUCUCCUAUUUCUUAUCGCAGCAUUACCUUUACUUGAACAAGUUGGAUGUUGCUAUGGAGUAUAUUCAGCAAGCUCUUAAUCAUUCCCCUACACUUGUGGAAUUGUACAUUCUCAAAGCAAGAAUUACCAAGCACUUGGGCAAGAUCGAGCAAGCCAAAGAUAUCAUGGAGGAGGGCCGCAAACUAGACUUGCAGGACAGAUUUGUGAAUUCUAAGGCGGCCAAAUAUUUGCUCAGAUCUAACCAUGUGGAUGAGGCCAUCGAAGUUGUAUCAUUAUUCACCAAGCUAGAUGAGUCUGCUGUCAACGGUCUCAAAGACUUGCACACCAUGCAAGCAAACUGGGUUUUGGUGGAGAGCGCUGAGGCGCACGUGAGAUUAUACGAAGAAAAGCUCUCUGAAGUGCGUGCUUUACCUGAAGACGCUGCUCAAAGUGAAGUAUCUGAUUUGCAGGAUCAAGCUGAUAUUUACAGAGGUUUGGCAUUGAAACGGUACAUGGCGAUCGUUAAAGUGUUCCAGACCUUCCAGUCAGAUCAGUUUGACUUCCACUCUUAUUGCAUGAGACGAGGUACUCCUCGUGACUACAUUGAUACCUUGAAGUGGGAGGAUAAGCUUCAUUCCACGCCUAUUUACGUUCGUGCUAUAAGAGGCCUUCUUAAGUUAUACUGGGAAAUCUACCAUCAACAAAAGCAUACUUCCAAUGGCAGCGCGAAGCCAGACACAAGGAAGAAUAAAAAGAACAAACCGCUCAAUGUCAAGAAGAAGAGUGAAAUGAUUGCCAAGGUUGAAUCGGAAAAGGACGACGCAGACCCCUUGGGUGCCAAGUUGCUUUCUGACUUGAAAGCCAAUGAUCAUUUAUUAAAGGAUAUGGAGAAAUACGUCAACCAAUUGACUAGCGAAGCUGACGAUUACAAGUGCACGUGGGAGCUCGCUUUUGAUUUGCAAGUUGAGGAUUCCAAAUAUGUGCUUGCCUUACAAGCUCUCAAGAGCUUGAGCAAACUUGAGGGAUCUGCCAAGUCGGCUAAUGUGUUGUCCAGAAAAAAGAUUCUCGAAGAAGCAUUAGCACAGGACACUAGUGUCAAUCCGGCCAUCGUAAAGGUGGUUCAGAAGGGCCUUGAAAGCGCAUUUCCCAAUUCAACGGAGGCAAAUUAA